This is a messenger RNA of Gadus macrocephalus (Pacific cod), 1811 nucleotides long. Its product is annotated as serine/threonine-protein phosphatase 2A catalytic subunit beta isoform. The transcript is spliced from 8 exons. The record is from RefSeq and is a predicted model, not a curated record. NCBI's taxonomy places the organism in Eukaryota, Metazoa, Chordata, Actinopteri, Gadiformes, Gadidae. Gene Ontology annotation, cellular component: cytosol. Gene Ontology annotation, molecular function: protein serine/threonine phosphatase activity. Gene Ontology annotation, biological process: mitotic cell cycle; peptidyl-serine dephosphorylation. Bases 309 to 1238 code for a protein of 309 amino acids.
GCUAGCUCUUUUAGCACGUCGGCUAGCCGUGUGACGCCGCUACUCUCUCCCGGACGACGCUCUGCCGCAUCGGGGAACCUCGAUACACUCGAUCCCCGUGUGCUUAUUGCUUAUUUCUGUACAGUAGCAACGAUCGUGGAUGCAUUUAUAAUGAUAUAGGUUAAAUGAUUGGGUCUUCAUAGUUUGAUCUUGUUGUGCGUUUUGUGACCGGUUUGGCGGGACUAGAUCGGGCUAACAGUACGGGGAGCUAAGGCUAAGUGAAUAGAAGGAAGCUAACUCUGCUAGCUUAGCAACCUACCGCGGCUGUCAUGGAAGACAAAUCAUUUACGAAAGAAUUAGACCAAUGGAUCGAACAGCUAAAUGACUGUAAACAGUUAUCGGAAAACCAAGUGAGAACACUCUGCGAAAAGGCCAAGGAGAUUCUGACCAAGGAGUCAAACGUCCAGGAGGUGAGAUGCCCCGUCACAGUGUGUGGGGAUGUGCACGGGCAGUUCCACGACCUCAUGGAGCUGUUCAAGAUCGGAGGGAAGUCUCCCGACACCAACUACUUGUUCAUGGGCGACUACGUUGACAGAGGCUACUACUCCGUGGAGACGGUCACACUGCUCGUCACUUUAAAGGUGCGUUUUCAGGAGCGAAUCACCAUCCUGCGUGGGAACCAUGAGUCGCGACAGAUCACACAGGUGUAUGGCUUCUACGACGAAUGUCUCCGGAAGUAUGGCAACGCCAAUGUCUGGAAGUACUUCACAGAUCUCUUUGACUACCUGCCUCUCACAGCCCUGGUAGAUGGACAGAUCUUUUGUCUCCACGGGGGUCUUUCACCUUCUAUAGACACUCUGGAUCAUAUACGAGCCCUGGACCGCCUGCAAGAGGUCCCACAUGAGGGUCCCAUGUGUGACCUGUUGUGGUCAGAUCCUGAUGACCGCGGCGGUUGGGGUAUCUCUCCCCGAGGCGCCGGCUACACCUUUGGCCAGGACAUCUCUGAGACAUUCAACCAUGCCAACGGGCUCACGCUGGUGUCCCGCGCCCAUCAGCUGGUCAUGGAGGGUUACAACUGGGGCCAUGAUAAGAACGUGGUGACCAUCUUCAGUGCUCCAAACUACUGCUACCGCUGUGGAAACCAGGCAGCCAUCAUGGAACUGGAUGACACUCUCAAAUACUCUUUCCUGCAGUUCGACCCUGCUCCUCGCCGUGGAGAGCCCCAUGUGACCAGACGCACUCCAGACUACUUCCUGUGAAUGUCCAAAAUCAUCCCUUUCAAUCACCCAUCGAGCUCCACCCCGUACAGAAACAUGGAGUCAGUACCAGGGAGAAUAGAAACGAAUGAUUGGCUGAGAAACGGAUGACGUAAAAGUAUCUUAAAGAGCCAGGGCCCCCUUGUGUUCUGAAUCUGUCAUGACGCUGUGCUUCAGAAAAAAAGACAAAACACACUUACGAUCUGUUGAGCUAUGUUGUUUUUAUUUAGUUUAAUACAUGUUAGAAAAUGAUGAGAUGAUACAACUAUCAACGUGGACCAAAUGUGCCAUAUUCGACUCCUUUUACAACAUGUACACCGUUUAAAGUUUAUUUUCUUUUGUUUUGUUUAGACCAGACUUAUAACCCUACCUCCCCUAUUCACUCUACAUCACAUCCUCUCAUGGCAUAUGUGCUUUUUUCUGUUGCAAGAUGAUAAAAAAAACAAAGACAAAAAAAAUAUCCUUUUGAAACCUGAUUGCUUCGAGUAGUUCAGCUGUCUGGCCAGCGCUGGUAUAUUACUGUAAUUUGAAUAAACACGACGGACGUAUGAAUAAAAACUUCCUGUUGACAAACGA